GGGCUACGUGCCGCGUCACAGCGCUUAUUUACAUGUGGUCGUGACGUCCCGCUCUCGCAAGAUGAGACUUGUGACGUUUGCAGGAGCUGGCCGGCAAGAGCCGAGGAGUUAGACAUUUAAACGCCGUUGCGGGACAUUUAAACAGCGUGUUAUGUGUCAGUCCCGCGAGGAGCGUGUCUGCUGGGCCGGGUGCACAUUACUUAUGGAAAGCGCUAACCGCUCAUCUCUCUAACUGUUCGUGACAUGCUCAUCAUGAUAACGGCCACUAUUUACCCGAAACGUUGCUGUUUAUGUUGUGCUCGACCCGUAAGCUUUAAAUAAAGGCUGUUAACUACUCCUCUGCCGUAGACUGUAGCGCAGCUCAUCAACGACUUCUCUAACACUGCCGCCGUCUAUUUCAUGUGUUUGGACGUUUCAGUGCUGGACCACGAAUGGCACACAGACGGCAUCCAAGAGUUUGAAGGUUAUAGCUUUGCUUCUUUAAAAAGUGACCUGAUUCGUUGAUGAUUUGCAGGAAAACAAAAAUGCUUGAGGAGGAACGUCGAGUGAAAGCCAAUGAUCGAGAUUACAAUGAAAAAUUCAGUUAUGCAAAUAAUGCAAUCAAGACGUCCAAAUACAAUAUUGUCACGUUCCUGCCUAUUAAUUUAUUUGAACAAUUCCAGCGAGUUGCUAAUGCUUACUUUCUAUUCUUGCUGAUCUUACAGCUCAUCCCUGAAAUAUCUUCCCUGUCAUGGUUUACUACCAUUGUGCCUUUAGUGCUUGUUUUAACGAUCACUGCUGUGAAAGAUGCCACAGAUGACUUUUUUCGACACAAAACUGACAAACAAGUGAACAAUCGACAGUCGCAGGUGCUUCUUGGUGGCAAAUUGCAGAAUGAGAAGUGGAUGAAUGUAAGAGCGGGCGACAUCAUAAAGCUGGAAAACAAUCAGUUUGUGGUUGCUGAUAUGCUGCUCCUUUCUAGUAGUGAGCCACAUGGUUUGUGCUAUGUUGAAACAGCUGAGCUGGAUGGAGAGACUAAUUUGAAGGUCCGCCAGGCUUUGCCAAUAACUGCAGAACUUGGAGAAAAUAUAACCAGGCUUGCAGACUUUGAUGGAGAGGUUGCGUGUGAGCCUCCUAACAACAAACUGGAUAAAUUUACUGGAACUCUGAUCUGGAAAGACAACAAAUAUUCUCUGACUAAUAGCAAGAUUCUCUUGAGGGGAUGUGUACUGAGAAACACAGAAUGGUGCUUUGGAAUGGUGAUCUUUGCAGGUCCUGAUACUAAAUUAAUGCAGAACAGUGGUAAAACGAAAUUUAAAAGAACAAGCAUUGAUCGGCUAAUGAAUACAUUAGUGUUAUGGAUCUUUGGUUUUCUUAUUUGUAUGGGUAUAAUCCUAGCGAUUGGAAAUUCUAUAUGGGAGCACCAGGUUGGCAGUCGUUUCCGAAUAUAUCUGUAUUGGGAGGAAGUGGUUAACAGCUCAGUGUUUUCAGGGUUCCUAACCUUCUGGUCGUACAUCAUCAUACUCAAUACUGUUGUACCUAUUUCUCUUUAUGUAAGUGUGGAGGUCAUUCGAUUGGGACACAGCUACUUCAUUAACUGGGAUCGCAAAAUGUUUUAUUCCAAAAGAGGCAUUCCUGCAGAGGCAAGGACCACAACACUUAAUGAAGAAUUGGGGCAAAUAGAAUACAUAUUUACGGACAAAACAGGAACACUUACUCAAAACAUAAUGACUUUUAACAAAUGCUCAGUCAAUGGUAAAGUAUAUGGACAACUCCGGGAUGAGCUGGGACGUAAAGUAGACGUCACAGAGAAAACAGCACCUGUGGACUUCUCUUUCAAUCCAUUAGCUGAUCGAAAGUUCCAAUUUUAUGAUCACAGUCUGACUGAGGCUAUACAACUGGAAGAUCCCCAUGUACAAGAGUUGUUCAGAUUGCUCUCCCUGUGCCACACAGUCAUGUCUGAGGAGAAGAAUGCAGGUGAGCUGGUUUACCAAGUUCAGUCUCCAGAUGAAGGGGCACUAGUGACAGCUGCUAGAAACUUUGGCUUUAUCUUUAAAUCACGGACACCAGAAACCAUCACAUUGGAAGAGAUGGGAAAAGUCGUAACCUAUCAGCUGCUAGCAAUAUUAGACUUCAACAACAUUAGGAAAAGAAUGUCUGUUAUAGUACGGAAUCCACAGGGACAAGUUAAACUUUACUGCAAAGGAGCAGACACAAUCUUGUUUGAGAGACUUCAUGACCGCAGUGAGGAAUUAAUGUAUAUAACUUCCGACCAUCUUAAUGAAUUUGCUGGAGAGGGUCUCCGGACAUUGGCACUGGCGUAUAAAGAUCUCAGCGAAGAUUACUUGAAAUGGUGGUUGAAGAUCCACCAUGAGGCAAGUACUGCUCUCGAGAACAGAGAGGAGCGUCUUGCAGCAGUUUAUGAAGAAAUAGAAAGAGAUAUGAUGCUACUAGGUGCAACUGCUAUAGAAGACAAAUUACAAGAAGGCGUCAUUGAGACCAUUUCACGUCUCCUACUGGCAAAUAUUAAGGUGUGGAUUCUUACAGGAGACAAACAAGAAACUGCCAUGAAUAUUGGCUACUCCUGUCAUAUGCUCACAGAUGAAAUGAAUGAUAUUUUUCUUAUAUCUGGUCACACAGUGAUGGAAGUUCAGGAGGAACUAAGGAAAGCCAAGGAGUGUACCUUUGGACAAAGCAAAAAUGGUCUUCCGUUUCCUGAAAAGUUGCAAGAUACCAAACUAGAGUCGGUGUAUGAGGAAACCGUGACUGGGGAAUACGCCAUGGUUAUAAAUGGACAUAGUCUGGCUCAUGCUCUUGAAGCAGACAUGGAGAAGGAAUUCCUGGAAAUUGCAUGCAUGUGUAAGACAGUAAUUUGUUGCAGAGUGACUCCUCUUCAGAAAGCUCAAGUAGUGGAGCUGGUGAAAAAGUACAAAAAAGCUGUGACUUUAGCUAUCGGCGAUGGGGCCAACGACAUCAGUAUGAUUAAAAGUGCUCACAUAGGAGUUGGCAUCAGCGGGCAAGAGGGGAUGCAAGCGGUCCUAGCAAGUGAUUACUCAUUUGCCCAGUUUAAGUAUUUGCAAAGACUACUCCUAGUCCAUGGCCGAUGGUCCUAUUUCCGAAUGUGCAAGUUUUUGUGCCACUUUUUCUAUAAAAACUUUGCCUUCACACUAGUGCACUUCUGGUUUGGAUUCUUCUGUGGCUUCUCUGCACAGACUGUCUAUGACCAAUGGUUUAUAACACUUUUCAAUAUCGUUUAUACAUCACUACCUGUCCUGGCUAUGGGGCUAUUCGACCAGGAUGUAAAUGACCAAAACUGUAUGGACUACACAAAGUUGUAUGAGCCAGGCCAGCUCAAUCUCCUGUUCAACAAGCGGAGAUUUUUUAUUUGUAUUGCACAUGGGAUAUAUACUUCUUUUGCCCUGUUCUUUAUUCCCUUUGGUGCAUUUUUCAACACAAAUGGUGAAGAUGGAAAACAUAUCGCAGACUAUCAGUCUUUUGCUGUUACUGUUGCUACAAGUCUAGUUAUAGUUGUCAGUGUCCAGAUUGGCUUGGAUACCAGUUACUGGACGGCCAUUAAUCAUUUUUUCAUUUGGGGGAGCCUGGCUGUGUAUUUUUCAAUUUUAUUUGCCAUGCACGGUGAUGGUAUAUUUGAUAUAUUCCCCAGCCAUUUCCCUUUUGUAGGAAAUGCCAGAAAUUCAUUAAGUCAAAAAAGUGUUUGGCUUGUUAUUUUCUUGACCACUGUGAUUUGUGUUAUGCCGGUUCUCACAUUCCGCUUCCUGAAGGCUGAUCUAAGUCCAACAUUAAGUGAUAAGGUUCGAUAUUUGCAGCAGGCAAAGAAGAGGCGCACACCUCUUGAGAAUCGUAUGCGUAGGGUACACAGAACAAGCUCCAGAAGGUCUGGUUAUGCCUUUUCUCAUCAGGAAGGCUAUGGGGAACUGAUUACCUCCGGUAAAAAUAUGCGUGUAAAUAACCCACAUGCUUCCUCAGGACUGGCAAAAACUACAAGCUGGAUAGACAAUUUACGGAAAAAGACAGCAGAAAAUUUCAACAGUUUCAGCAGUGACAAAUCUUCCAAAUUAUGAUGUAUGAAUACAUUUGUUAAAAACUUUUCCUUUUCUUACAUUUCUUUUUGAGCUGUGGCCAUAUUUUUGCACUGUUUUUUCACAUCUAAUGAGGAUGAUGAUGGAUGCCUUACGAAACAGAGGCAUGUGGAAUACUUGAUUUUUGUGAAGCAUCCAGACAUGCACGGCUAAUGUAACCGAUUAGAUCAUUGAAAUUUAGACAGCAUCCUCGAAAAAAUGUCCAACAAAUUUUCCAUCGGUAGUGACUCAAAAUAAAGAAUUCCAUACUGUGAAAUAAGCAAGCAGGUGUUCUACCAUAAUAACACAUUACUGUAGACCUAAUAUCUAUGACCUACAGCUGUUUAAACAGUUAUUUUGAAUGUCAGCAGUGAACAAUCUUAGACUUUACUCUCUUUUGAAUGUUUACUUUUGCUUCCUCGAGUUAGAGUAUCAACCAAGAUUGUGCACAAUUUUCUACUGUAAAUAUUAUAUUGUUAAUCAUAUUCCAUAUCUUUUUACUUUUGCAUAUGUAAGGCUACACCAAUCCUAUUUCCAUUUAUAGGAUUUAAACUGCAGUUCUAUUUUCUGUUUCCUUCUGCUGCUAUUUAUUUUGCCGUAUGGACCAUGCUUUAAUGGGUAAACUCCUACAAUUCUUUGCAGUUUGUCAGAAUAACAUCAAAAACUUUUUGUUGAGGGCCAUUAGCACAUAAAAAAGGCAAUGUAAAGGGCCCUUUCAUCGGACGACCUUAACCAUUCCUACUUCUGUAGUUAAGGAGCAGUUUAAAGAGUUUAUAGUUUAAAAAAAAAAAUUGCAAACAUUUUAAUAAAAAUGGGUUGUUUCAGGGUUGAUUCUUAAUACAUUCCUAAUUAUACAGGAUGAAUAUCAUUGUUCUGUGUCAGCCUUUUUAUACACUGAAUGUUAAUCUAGGUAUCCUAAAAUUUUCAGGUGGUAAUUAAUGGCUCAAAUUGAGCUUGUUCAUUAUAACCAUCCUAAAGAAAUCUAUAGAGUGACUGUAACUUGUGUGGCAUGACCAUUUCAUCCAAGUAUUAAAAAAGAGAUCGCAGCACUAUAAAAUACAUUUUGUCCCAAUGUCACCAUCAAUACUAUAUAAUUAAAGUCUAAUAUUUCACUCUUUUAAAGAUCUGAUUGUAAUUAGGAUGCAUUUUCAUUCAUGAAUUACCCAUUCCUACUUGCCAAGACCACCAUGCACUCAGGGGAUACCCAUUUAUAGGAUAUUUGCAGUUCUGUGUUUGUGUGACUAUGAUCAUACCCUAAAAACGUUCAUGGUUCAAAGGCUGCGUUGCACAUUGUUUAAAAGCAAUUCAAUUACUACCCCUAGAGUUAAACUGCAAUAUGAUAGUUUGAAAGAAACAUUGGUCUCUACCCAAUCUUCAUUAGAACCUAGAAAUGUUGCCGACUAUAUCUGGAACAUGUUUAUAAGAACACAAGAAUAAAACAGUAAUUCCCAGAAGGGGGAUACUGGCCAGUUUGGAGAAGUGCCUCAGUAAGUUAAUGAUAGCUUACUCUAUUUCCUCAAGCAUUAAAGGGGUUCAUUACAAUUUUACAACUGGUAUCGGCAAAGUUUGAGAAUUCUGCUUUGACAGCUUUGUUCACAAAAUGCCCUUAAUGCUAGUUUUUGUGCUGUACAUUUUAUACAUGGUCCUACUAUAUGAAAACAAAAAUAAGUGUGUACUAAUAUGUCCAACUGAAAAUAUGUUUGGUUUUCCUAAUAUUUACCCCCAGAUGUUUUCAUUUAAACGAGUGACCGGUAAAUUCUACCCGCUGACUGGUUGCUAUGGCGUACUGCUCCUGGGCAAACUUAGUGCCUUUUAUUACACAAUCCUAUUAAUGUAUUCAACACUACGAAAUGCAAGAAUGUUUUUUUUUUUUUGUACAAUGUGGAUAUGUUUUACAGUAUAUAUUCAGUUGGAUAUAUUGAUCCACCUUAUUACGUUCUUUGUUAUAUUUUGCGUACUUAUUUGUUUGCUUGUGUACAUGGUUUCUGCAAUUUUUGUUUAAUUUGCCAUUUAAUUUUUGACGGAAAUUUUUGUCUUGAGUUGGUAUAGAAAACUGAACCAGGGCCACCGGCCUGUGGCUUUUAGGAUGUUGCAUGCCAUCUCUCUGCUUCACAGUGUCUGAUAUUGAUCAAUAUAGGGAUAUUAUAGUUUACAAUUCAUAUUUCCUUGAUUUUAUAUUACAUCCCAGCAUCUAGAAGACUUGGAACCAAGCUGAUUAUUGAACCAGCUUUUAAAUGUUUUGUUUUCUUUUUUAAUGGAGCCAGUUCUAGGCAGUCUGUGAUUUUUGAUAUUACAAUAUAUAUGUUUAAAGAUUUGGCAUAAUAUACACAUCACAUGCCUGUGUUCUGACUUGUAUGUUUGAUCUAACAAAUGUUGGUGGUUUGCUAUACUAGGAGUGCAGAUUUUCCUCAGCCAGCAAUAGUUUCCAUAGAUAUGCGUAUAUCUGAGAUGAUUUUGCUUGUGCUUCACUAGUCCAACGAAGACAUGUACACAGAAUGUGCCCGUAGAGUUUCAGGCUUAGUCACUGGAUGUUUAUCUGUUCCAUAAUAACUCUAACAUCUCAGAAAAAUACAUGCCUCCUACUUUCUUUUUUCCUUUUUAUAAGUUGCUGAUUGUCAACUCAUGCUAUGCACAAAUGAUUGGAUCUGCAGUCUAGUCUGCAUUGUAGAUAGGAAGACCUUUGAUGGUGUAAUAAAAAUACUGAAUGUAUAUAUUCUUUAUGGUCCAGUAAUUUCAUACCAACUUUGCUGUGGAAAAGCUUUGAUAACUGUCAAAAAAAAAAAAAAAAAAGCUUUAUCGUUUGCUAAUUUUCUACUGUUGCAAGUUUUGUUUGCUUAUUGUCUAUACUCGCAUUUGAUGUUCUGGAAAACAAGUUUUGGUUUAAGGUUAGCUAUUUUAUAUUUACAAAAGGUAAACAAUAUUUCCAGUUAUAAAUAUAUAUAAAUAUAUAUUUAGAAAUAUAAACUUUAUUAUUUUAGUAAGAGACAUAGCGUCUUUCAGGUACUUGUAUAAAUUAGUUUAGAUUUCUAUACAAUGUCUAGCUUUUGUUUUGUGCUAUAGAAAGCAAAAAAUGUUGUGGGCAUGAUGGAAUACCAAAGAGUUUGCACUCUUUUGUAACAUAUUUAAGGUUUACAUAUGUACAUACUGUUCAAUAAUUUAUUUGACGUUUAUAUGCAAAAUAUUUUCUACAAAUAUACGGUUUCUAAAUAA
Messenger RNA from Xenopus laevis (African clawed frog), 7268 nucleotides. It is a transcript of the gene atp8b4.L, whose product is annotated as probable phospholipid-transporting ATPase IM. The coding region runs from base 504 to 4061 and encodes 1185 amino acids. Gene Ontology annotation, biological process: Golgi organization; phospholipid translocation; phospholipid transport. Gene Ontology annotation, cellular component: trans-Golgi network; membrane; plasma membrane. The transcript has 28 exons. Lineage: Eukaryota; Metazoa; Chordata; Amphibia; Anura; Pipidae. Gene Ontology annotation, molecular function: magnesium ion binding; ATP hydrolysis activity; flippase activity. The record is from RefSeq and is a predicted model, not a curated record.